Messenger RNA from Cololabis saira (Pacific saury), 979 nucleotides. RefSeq names its product Josephin domain containing 2 (gene josd2). Gene Ontology annotation, molecular function: cysteine-type deubiquitinase activity. Lineage: Eukaryota; Metazoa; Chordata; Actinopteri; Beloniformes; Belonidae. Bases 136 to 690 code for a protein of 184 amino acids. The transcript is spliced from 5 exons. Gene Ontology annotation, biological process: protein deubiquitination. The record is from RefSeq and is a predicted model, not a curated record.
AAAAAAAAAAAAAAAAAUCCUAUGCACGAGGCUCAACAACAACAUCCCAACAAAAACAACAGUUCUGCUUCCGGGUUCUGGAUGUAGCCGUCAGUGUCCAGCAUCAUUCUCUUAGAGAACCGCUUCAUCAGCAGGAUGGGGGAAGCAGAGGUUUUCCACGAGAAGCAGCGGUUGGAGCUGUGUGCGAUCCACGCACUGAACAACGUGCUGCAGGAGCGGGUGUUCACCAAGGAGACCGCCGACGACAUCUGCAAACGCUUGGCUCCUCAGUGUGUUGUAAACCCUCAUCGGUCAAUGUUGGGCACGGGAAACUAUGACGUUAAUGUCAUCAUGGCAGCACUGCAGAGCAGGGAACUGGCUGCAGUGUGGUGGGACAAACGCAGGACGGUUCAGAGCCUUUGUGUGUCAAAGGUCCACGGCUUUAUUCUUAAUGUACCUUCACGAGUGUCUUUGGGGAUCGUCUACCUACCACUCCGAAGGCGGCACUGGCUGGCUGUUCGGCAAGUUAACGGACAGUAUUACAACCUGGACUCCAAACUGAAGAGUCCUGUCUGCAUCGGAGGAGAAGCAGAACUACGUACUUUUCUCAGCGAACAGUUGUCUCAGGAUGUGACAGAGAUGCUCCUGGUUGUCCGAAAAGAGGUGGAAGAGGACGGUUCAUGGCUCAAUUCUGACAUCCCCAAUAAUUAAUGACUUUGUGUAGCAAAAUCCUCUUACAGACUUUUUCUUUUUUUUUUUUUUUUUUAAACACCUCAAAGAAAUCUCUUCAGGGAAUGCACUAAAAUACAUUUAAUAGCUACACUGACACACCAAGGAAAUUCCAAAGAGAAACAGAAGCAAAAGUUUACUCCUGAAAUGAAGAACUUUUUGAUUGUGACAGCGGUUGAAGCUUUUGCUGCUCUACCGGCAUUAUCCUUUCUUCUCUUGGUACUUUCUUUUUGAAGCUGGGAGGGAGCAUUGUAUGAUGUCAAAACUGCAA